Struthio camelus australis is the source of this 2731-nucleotide messenger RNA. The record is from RefSeq and is a predicted model, not a curated record. Lineage: Eukaryota; Metazoa; Chordata; Aves; Struthioniformes; Struthionidae.
AUGGCGCAAGGCUGUAAGAGCAGCCUGGCUGCCAUAGCAGCCGAGAGCAAGGAGCCGGCCUGCCCUGGCCCAGAGCCGGCGUGGCGCCGGGCCCUCAGGGCGCGGCAGGCCCCCUCCUUGGGGCCGGGCCGCGCCGCCUGGGGGCCACCCGCGCCAAGGCGGGGACACCCACCCGUGGCCAGCCAGUCCUUUAAACUCCUAGGAUUCCUUGAUGUUAAAAAUGUCCCGUGUGCACGAGAAUCAGUACUCUAUGGCUCACUGGGAUCUUUAGUUGUGGGUCUUGGACAUUUUUUAGCAACCAGUAGAGUUAGAAGAUCUUGUGACUUUGCAGUUGGUGGCUUUAUUUUCACAAUGUUAGGAUACUGGUUUUAUUGCAGGUACAAUUUUGCCCAACACAGGAUCCGGCAAAGAAUGCUUAGAGAAGGAAUGAAAAACAAAAUUUUAUUUGAAGGCAGUUCUCUUGAUCCAGAAAGAAAACAAACUGGCAAUGAAAGAAGCAAUUCAUAGUCUGCUAUAGAGGAAUCUGUGGUCUAAUGCAGCUUUGAGGGAAGGUGGUCCAAAAAUGGCAGUCUUCCCCGUAAACGUGGGAGGUGACUGAGACUGAUAAAUCAUGCUGUUUUUCCUAGCAAAUUCAAGUAACAAACCCAUAAUGAAUCUGUUAAAUCACUAUACAAGCCUUUCUUUGUCUCGUGUAUGUAUAUAUGACUAUGCACACAGUUAGGCAUGACCUCCUUGGUUUUUGGCCUGUUAAACAUUUGGGAACUGCUAAGUUCUGUUGCAGGCUCUCAAAGGAUUAAUGACAGUGGUUUUGGACUACUUUAACGUUUAUUAUAAACAGAGUGGUUCACUUUAGCAAAGUUGUAAUUACAUCUCAUUUAAAUAUAGGAAAAUAUUUUCAUCAGCCGUUCUUUGAGUAAAUGUAUUCUUCAGUGGUACUGUUCAUUGUGCUGUUUUUAAAACAGAAACAUUUAAACAGUAGGUGAAUGCUUUGCUUGCGCAAGAUGCGUAAUAUCAGUAGCCUUCUUAAGAUUUCAACUGCAGUUUAGUGGGCAACUUCAGAUAAAUUAUAUACACUGUGAAACUGAAAAAAUUCCGUCGUCGUUCCCUCUGUGUGAAACUAAGAAUAAAUCACUUGCACUUCAGUCUGAGCUAUUUAUGUAACUCUUUUUUUUAUUUAAUUAAAAUCCUGUUCUUCUGUUUAAAACAUUUCCUUACACUACUGUCUGCUGUUAAGUUGGUGAAAUAAUGGUGAAAUAAUUAUUUACACAUUAUUGAUAAAUAGCAAUGGCCAGUAGUUUGUUUAGAAAAUCAUGUGCUACUUGUAUAUUUUGCUACAAGUCUUUAGUUAAAUAUUGCUAUAUAAUUUCAAGGAAACAUUUUCUUAUUUGGAAUUACUGUGUUCUCUAAUUGCAUAUUGGUAAAAAGGUGAGUGAUGACAUAGUAUUCCUUUGCUUGUAUACUCCUGUCUACACUAGUGAGAUAGGGUGUUUUAUUAUUUUCACAAAAUGAUUUCUAUUAGAUUUCAAAAUUAAUGCUACAAACUACUUUUGGUCUAAAGCCAUUCACUGGGCAAAUUCAAUUCUUUCUCCCAGCUCUGUAUUUAAUCUGAGAGACUUUGUGAUCUGUUGGUGUGGGGAGGUUUGGAGUCCAAAUGUAAACAACACUAUUGCACUACAUAUUUUAAUUUGCAAAUAUACUUAAGAGCACUAAAGAAACAUGCUAUUUACACUAAGGUAAUUAAACUUUACUCUGUGGAUUAGCCUCUCACAAGAAGAAAACAAUCCUGUAUUCUUCUCCAUUGCCCUCUGUUCUCUCUUCCUCCUGUUUCUUUUGCAAGAAGCACAAAACAAGAGAGAUUUUUGUGGUGGACUUUCAGUUCAACAGUUUUAUUUAAAAGUAUCUGGAGAACUGGAGUUAGUAUGAUGAAAUUCUUUCUUUCCUCACUGGAAAAACUGAAAACUCAGCAGUUACUCAUAGCUAACCUUAACUCAGAAGAUAAAUGCUUCUAGUUUGGGGGGAGGCUCCUUCUCUUGUAUUGGGUAGGAGGUAUUGCCUCCAAGGGCCUCGAGAGUGGCAGUGGGAAACUGAAUGAGCUGUGAACAAGUACAUAGCAAGUCCCUAUUUUAAGACAUGGUUGAGUUCUUUCCUGUCUGACAUAAGAGAAGGAACUGCAACCUAAGCAGGGGGUCUUUCGGCUGAGAGGUCAUAGUUCAGUUGUAGACUUUAGAAAACAAAAGCAUCCAGAUGAAAAUUUACUCUUUGGCAAGGCACAGUUGUUGAGAAAGAGGAGAAUGCUGUUUUGUACUGAUAGGAAAGAAGUUAGCGGGCACAUAACGGCAUCCUUCAAAAUUAAUACCUAUGUGACUCCGACAAGAAAAAAGCAGAAACGUGACACUGUGUAAAUUAAAAAAUGUGAUGGAAAUUGUAAGAUUAGAUUCUUUCCAGUGUUAAUUGGCUGCUGUUUUAGGCUAUUGUAUUUAAGGAUAUGAGCUCAAUAACAAUUCUUCUACGGCAUUAGCAAAUUCAUGCAAAUAACUGUAUUGAAUUCUAGCUACAUCUGUAUUGCUUAGAUAACUGAUCUAACAUCCAGUGAACUUUUACCGCUGCGCAAAAUGUAAAAUGACUGUGCUGGAUGUUAACGGAAGAAUGGGGAAAGAGAAUAUGCAAGCAGUGUAAAUGACAUGAUUGCAUUGCAAGUUUCAUUACUUAAUAAAAGUUGAUGUAGAAUUGA